This is a messenger RNA of Anopheles funestus (African malaria mosquito), 1436 nucleotides long. RefSeq names its product nuclear migration protein nudC (gene nudC). NCBI's taxonomy places the organism in Eukaryota, Metazoa, Arthropoda, Insecta, Diptera, Culicidae. Gene Ontology annotation, cellular component: cytoplasm. The transcript is spliced from 5 exons. Bases 116 to 1099 code for a protein of 327 amino acids. The record is from RefSeq and is a predicted model, not a curated record. Gene Ontology annotation, biological process: protein folding.
AACUAGAAAACUUAUUUAUUUACUUUUCGCCGUUGUACAGAACGAAAGUGUUCGCGCGUGAGUUGUAGAUUUCGUUUUUCUCGGGCAAAGCAGUUCACAAGUUCAAGUGGAGAAAAUGUCGGAAAGUGAAGCAAAGUUUGAUUCCGUUUUGUUUGCGAUGGCAGAACAACAUCCUGGCGGUGUACCGGAGAUGUUAGCCACAUUCGCAGGUUUUUUGAACAGAAAGACUGACUUCUUUGUCGGCGGAGAGGAAUGCGACUGGGAAAAGCUGGUGUUGAAAAUAUUUCGCCAAGAAGCAGCUAAAUCACAGGAAGUGGCAAGAAAAAAGCGCGAGGAGCGUGAGGCAGCAGAACGACGGCGACAGGAAGUGCUGCGUAAGAAAAAGGAACAGGAAGAACAAAGCAAUUCAGCUUCCAUUACCGAGCUGACCGAAGAAGAAGCAGAACAAUUGCAGAAGGAACUCGAUUCGAAAAAACAAACAGAAAGUGAACCACCUGUGACAACGGCAGCGACAGAUGAGGAAAAGGAGAAUAAAGCAGGAAGUGAUACGGAGGACGUAGAGCCGGGUGAUGAAGGUAAGCUGAAACCAAACCGAGGCAAUGGGUGUGAUCUGGAAAAAUACAACUGGACCCAGACGCUGCAGGAAAUUGAGUUGCGCGUUCCGUUCGAUGUAAAGUUUACUUUAAAAGCGAAAGAUGUCGUUGUGAACAUGCAGCGAAAGUCACUCAAAGUAGGCUUGAAGGGGCAUCCGGCUAUUAUUGAUGGGGAGUUAUAUUCAGAGAUCAAAAUCGAAGAUUCACUAUGGCAUCUGGAGAAAAACACGGUAGUAAUAACGUUCGAAAAGAUAAACCAAUUGAAUUGGUGGGAUCGAUUGGUGACAACAGAUCCACAGAUUAAUACGCGCAAAAUUAAUCCGGAAUCGUCGAAAUUGUCCGAUCUGGAUCUUUCGACGCGCAGCAUGGUCGAAAAGAUGAUGUACGACCAGCAGCAGAAGGAGAUGGGUUUACCGACGAGCGACGAGCAGAAGAAACAGGAUAUGUUAAAGAAGUUCAUGGAACAGCAUCCUGAGAUGGAUUUUUCGAAGUGUAAGUUUACCUAAACGAUCGAACGGGUUCGAAGGGUCCAAUCGAUUUGGAAACUUCCUCUGUUUACCAUCCUUUCCACGAACCAAUCGAACUGUGUGGUGUGCUCGAUCGGCUGCACAUGACAAAAUUAUCAGGUGGUAUGAUCGAUCGGUACUCUAAAAAAGGUUUUUAGAAUGCUGCCGCGCUCUCAUAGGCCAUCACCAUUCUCUAUGGUCUGUUUGUACUUUUGUGAUGCAGAUAGCAUGUAGCUUGACCGCUGGUUCAUAGCUACGUUUACUUUCCACGUAUUAUAUUGUAAUUUACACCCAUUGACGUAGAAAAUAGAGUGUCAUCGUUUAAGAGUUCCUUCAA